CGCGGUAGCUGUCAGAUAGUGCAGAGAGAGAAAGAGAGAAAGAGUGAACACCCACCCAGGCUGCCUCGACUCUUUAUAUCAAACCCUCCGUCACUCGGCGCCUCCUAAAAGGCACUUCUCCGCUCCACCGGCCGUCUCGCUGCUGGGCGGACCUGCACUUUUUUUACGCACAUUCAGCCCGAACUAACCGCUAAUCUUCGGAGUUCAUUAACAAGAAGAAGAAGAAGCGAGAGACAGGGGAGAGACAUGGCCACGACAACCUGUACGCGAUUCACAGAUGAAUAUCAGCUGUACGAGGAGCUGGGGAAGGGAGCAUUUUCAGUGGUGCGCAGAUGUGUUAAGCUGUGCACAGGACAGGAGUAUGCUGCUAAAAUAAUCAACACCAAAAAGUUAUCUGCAAGAGAUCACCAGAAGCUGGAGCGAGAGGCUCGUAUUUGUCGUCUGUUGAAACAUCCUAACAUUGUUCGUCUUCAUGACAGUAUAUCAGAGGAGGGCUUCCACUACCUCCUGUUUGACUUGGUGACCGGAGGUGAACUAUUUGAGGACAUCGUAGCCAGAGAGUAUUACAGUGAGGCCGAUGCCAGUCAUUGCAUCCAGCAGAUCCUGGAGGCGGUGCUUCACUGCCAUCAAAUGGGCGUGGUGCACCGGGACCUGAAGCCAGAGAACCUGCUCCUGGCAAGCAAGUGUAAGAAUGCUGCAGUGAAGCUGGCCGAUUUUGGCCUCGCCAUUGAGGUGCAGGGGGAUCAGCAGGCCUGGUUUGGAUUUGCUGGCACACCGGGGUAUCUGUCCCCUGAGGUUUUGAGGAAGGAGGCAUAUGGCAAACCUGUGGACAUCUGGGCCUGUGGGGUGAUCCUCUACAUCCUGCUGGUGGGCUACCCUCCUUUCUGGGACGAGGACCAGCACAAGCUGUACCAGCAGAUCAAGGCUGGGGCUUAUGAUUUCCCAUCCCCAGAGUGGGACACAGUCACCCCAGAGGCCAAAAACCUGAUCAACCAGAUGCUGACGAUCAACCCAGCCAAGAGGAUCACUGCUCAAGAGGCCCUCAAGCACCCAUGGGUCUGCCAACGAUCCACAGUGGCAUCUAUGAUGCACAGACAGGAGACCGUGGAGUGCCUGAAGAAAUUCAAUGCCAGGAGGAAACUCAAGGGGGCCAUUCUUACUACCAUGCUGGUUUCUCGAAAUUUCUCCGUGGGCAGCAGGCAGACCACCGCUCCAGCCUCUGUCACUGCAGCUGCAGCAGCUGUGGCUGCAGCCGCCGGCACCACAGCAGGGCUGGUGGAACAAGCCAAGACUUUGCUCAACAAAAAGGCAGAUGUCAAGAAACGCAAGUCCAGCUCUACUGUCCAGUAUAUGCCCCAGACAAACAGCACCAAAAACAGCAUAGUCACCAGCCCCAAAGGAAACAUCCCUUCACCCGCUCUGGAACCUCAGACAACUGUCAUCCAUAAUCCGGUGGACGGGACAAAGGAAUCGUCGGACAGCAGCAACACCACUGUGGAGGACGAAGAUGUGAAAGGGAAGAGCUUAGACAACAGCUCGCUUAAGGCGCAGUCCAGCACAAGCUCCCAACCUGAUAGCUCUCAGAGCUCCUCAGCUGCUGUGCACUCACGCAAGCAAGAAAUUAUCAAGAUAACCGAACAGCUGAUAGAGGCCAUCAACAACGGAGACUUUGAGGCAUACGCUAAGAUCUGCGACCCUGGACUGACUUCAUUUGAGCCGGAGGCCCUGGGAAACCUGGUAGAGGGAAUGGAUUUCCACAGAUUCUACUUUGAGAACCUUUUGGCUAAGAACAGCAAGCCGAUCCACACCACCAUCCUGAACCCCCAUGUGCACCUGAUCGGCGAGGAUGCAGCCUGCAUCGCCUACAUCCGCCUGACUCAGUUUGUUGACGGCCAGGGUCGGCCGCGGUCCAGCCAGUCAGAGGAGACUCGUGUCUGGCAUCGCAGAGACAGCAAGUGGCAGAACAUCCACUUCCACUGCUCAGGCGCACCAGCUGCGCCACUCCAGUGAGGGUUAAAUGCUGUAGUUUCGUCUGUCAGGAGUGCUCUGCUGGAGAGAGGAGGAGGCAAAGGAGGAGGAUGAGGAAGGGGUGAAAGAACACGUCCAGUGGUGGUCUGGGAGCUCUUUGUCCUUCAACAACAAACUGGACGCCCGGCCUCAACCCCCUCCCAGCAUGCGUCUCUUCUUUUACUACUACUGCCCCCUGUUUGUCACCUGUCCUACCGCACCUUCUGACAACCGCCGAACAGCAGCAGCGUCCCUCAUCCCCCACGACUUCCUCUUCUUCCCUCCGGCACGCUGGGUGUUUGAUGGGGGUGGGGGUGUUUUUCAGCAAUGGGUGUGAUUCCUUCCUGUGGUCUUUUGUGACACCAACCCUCUUGUCCUCCUGUGAAUCCACACUUGUGUGACAUAAACACUGCACUGGAAAUACAGUAUGUAAAGUUUUAAGUAAAAUCUAUUAUCAUUACUCUAUUAUUAUGAUUAUUAUUAUAAUUAUUAUUACACAUUUGCAAUUGUAUAUGUAAUUUGUAUAAUUCAGAAUUCUUGAUGCCAGUGGUUUUUAGAGUUAAAGAAAAUCUUUUUUUUUUCUCUAUCUUUUUAAGGAAGCAUGUCCCCCUGCCCCAUAUUUACAGUGGCUGUUUUUUAUUGUGGCUAUUAAGUGGAAUAUGAUAUUGGCAGUUUUUGUAAUUUGCUUCUUGUAUGUUAGCUAUAACAGUGUGCCCAAACUCAUGGUUAACAUGUUUUUGAUUGUGCGUUUGCAGUUUUAUUUGUUAAUUUUAUUUUAAUUUUAUUUGUUUUUGUUCUUUUUUUGUUCUUUUUUUUUGUUCUUUUUUUUUUUGUUUUUUUUUUUUUUUUUUUUUUUUUGGAAGGGGUGCGUCUGAUGGGCGUCCAUGUAGAGAUCGAGCCCUGAAGUGUGUGUAUGAGUGUGCUGAGUAAGUGCAUGUCAGUCCAGUCACGAUAAGUCGGUACAGUUGGAGGAACCUGUCGUUUGUCCCUUGCUGCAAAGUAAAAGGCAGGAGAACAGGUUCACUUGACUCGGCUUCAAAUCAAAGCAAACAGCGUGCAGCAGGAGUGCUACUUUCCAGCACCGGUGACGCCCUGAUCUCUAAAUGUCUGAGCUGAUGGGUGUAAAACAAAGCAGUCACAAGAACAUGCAUAUGAAGAGGGGAAUACGUUUGUCUCUGUGACCAGGAUGCUUGAUUCUAGAGUGAUGUAUCAAGCUGUUGUAAGAAAAAUGUGUCACAGUGAAACCUCUGCUCCAAUGAAGACAAUUCAUUGCAGGUAUUUGAAAAAACACAGAUGAUUAGGAAUGGUUAUAAAGUAACUGAAGCUGAGUACAUCAUAGUGCCUGUUGCCUCUUAGGUUGUAUAAAUAAUUUCUUUUGAUGGGAUAAUUUGGCUUCUUUCAGGUGAAUUAUAUGAGGCAUUUAUUCACAUUCAGUAUAUUACUUACACUAGAUCGAGGUCAGCAGGCGGCUAGCUUGGUGAAGCAGGGAGGAGUACUUUUAUAGAGGCUGUGUUGUACUGGGCUCGAUUAACAGCAAAACCCAGUUAAAAGAAAUUAAAAUUUGCAUUAUAAUUUAGAAUAUUUUCAAACCUUUUCCAAGCUUGAACCUUACAUGUCAGACAGCUCCAUCUAAUACAAAACCACAAGACUCCCUUGACAAAAACAGCUAUUUUUAACUUGUGAAAGCUAGAAGUAACUGAUGAAAGACACUGACUAUGGAAAUACCACCACACAACUCCUGUUGAAGCAAACUAAACUGUUUAAAUGAGGUGAGAUGCUUGCCCCAAAAAGCUCCAAAUUAAAAAAAAUAUUAAUUUGCUGCACGACAAAUAAUAAUAAUGUUCCUGCGACUGAAACUUUAUAGUGUUGAAGAAACGCUUGUAGAGUUUCAGGAGAAUAACUCACAACAAGCAACUCAAUGUGAAUUGGAACAAAGUGCUGUACUAAAUUAAAUUAUUAAUGGAUUUCAAGACUUUCAAACAGAUUAGAAAGGACCACAAUUUAUUAAACGAUAUCAGAUAUAUGUAUUUCAUCUUACAGUGACCAUCUUGUGAAGGUGAAUGUGUUUUGUUAUAACCAAUAAUGAAUCAGAUAUGCAGAAUAUUAUAGCGUACAGAUAAUUUGUUCUGAAACAGUCUGGUCAGAGUUGCUUUGACGUGCUGUUUCCUAAACCUUGCCUCUCUCACGAAUCUCUGUGAAUGCUGGUUCAGCCUUCACCCCACCUGGAGAUGGUUUUAUUUUCUGGUCAGUGGUGCAAAAAAGGUGUUUGGCGAGUCCUGCUGUUUGCUAGGCGACAGCUGAAUACCAGAGCUCUGUGGUCUUUUCUGAACAUGUGAGGUAUUUUUAAGUUCCAAAAAUCUCAGUGAAAAACAGCAAGUCCUUUUUUCCCCACUCAAAAUGACAAAAGCAGUCAGCACAUUGAAGAAAGGAUCCCGGUAGAUGUUUGACCUUUCUCACUUCCAGAGCCACAGCACAGCAAGCUGGUGCUGCAGCUUUGUCUAAACGAAGCACACGCAGAUUACAGGCGCUUAACGCCCAUAUCAGCGAUGAAGAAUGAAGGCUGCGUUUGGUUGGGCGUGUGCAUUUCGCUAGUCUUUUGCCACAGGUGCAAUAUUUGUGUGAGUGUGUCUGCACGCAUGUACAUUGGUUGCUUUCAGUGUGUAUUCUUUACAAGCCUGGGAGGAUAUUUUGAAAGUGUGUGCAGUGUGGAUGAUGAAAUGAGAAGGCUUUAUUUUUCGGAGGACACAUCAGUCCCCUGCCUUCAGCCCAGGACUCUGUUUUCAUCUGCUUUCUUUAAUGUGUUUUUUUUUUCUUUUUUUCAUGCUUUUACUCUGUUAGUUUGGUUUGUUUGUGUUACAGUAAAGUGUUAUCAGCUUUUUAUGACAUAAAGUGCUUGUGCCAGAGGUGGCAGGACUGAGCGGAUGGACUUUGCAGCACUGAAAACUGAUUUUGUGGAGGUUUGACUUUUCAUCAGCUCCACUUUACUUUGCUCAUCCACCAUUGGCUGCCUUCACAUUUGUCUCGCCCCUAUUGGUCAGACCAAGAUAGAAAAAGACCGCUCAGUCGUCUUGGUGAACAGUCCUCAGGUUUUAAUUUAUUUUGAAUAUUUAUUUAUUUAUUGUAGUCGACAUUUUUACUGUGCUUUGUUUCUUUUUUUCGUUUCCUAUUGUACAAAUCAUGCACUUGUACAAGUACUGUCUGCAGUUGUUUAAAGAGACGAUGCUUCAUGUCAAAAACAUGACUGCUUUAAAUGGAUAGUACACCCAAUCUGCAUUCUGCAUGUGUUUUUGUGUAACGACCAACAUGGUGGAAAUGACUUUUGCUUUUUCUGCUGUUUUUCUUCUGCAGAUUUACAUUUUUUGCUGUUUUAUGUUGUCCAUUUUUUCCUUCUACUUAAUGUCAUUACCACUUUUACAGAGUGGGAUACAUGUUUGCUUUGAAAUUCAUAUGAUGCAGGACUGUAUUUUGUGUGAACUCUCCCACCAAACACUUCACCUUUUUGAUAGGAUGGUGAAGAUUUUGUCAGAUUAACGUUUUGUUUAUUUCCUGCAGUGAACAACAGAGAUGUUGUAUCAUACUCGUGUUCAUAUCUAGUUCAGCCUGUUCUAAUACUCAAAGGUCAAAGGUUAUCUUUGACCACACAUAUGUGCGUGACCGUGCUAACAUGACCCUGACCCCCUCCAGAAAAAGAAGAAAAAGCAGCAUGUACAGUACAAAGGUGUCGUUCUUCUGUUCUUCUUUGUGUGUUUCUAAACUUUAAAAUCAUGAUGAGAUUCACAUAUUUAAAAUGAGGGAGUUCACAGUAUUACAAACUGCAACUAACAAGCAGCUGGCCUUUUUUUCUUUGCAUGACAGUCAACAGGACACUUGUUUUUGUUUUUACUUGUUUUUUUGGUGUUUUUCUUUUUAUUUGGGUUCAUUUUCUACUGAAUGUUGGUAUACUCGACCUUUCUCUCUCUAUUUUCGCAGCUUUUUAAGUGCAUAUAACUAUUUUUGUCUCCAGAUGAUAUAAUGAAGAUGAUUAUAAUGAUAAGGAAUAUUAUAUAUAGAUUAUAGCACUGAGGAUGACUAUGAGGAAGUUGACAGUUAUGAUGAUGAUGAUGUGAUGAUGAUUAUUUGGCAUGCUUCUCUAUGGGGCUCUGUGUUGCCAGUGCAGACUGGCUGCCUUUUGUACAUAGCUGAGUGACCGUCAGCACCAAGAGUCACUGCUGCUUCAAAGAGUAAAGAUGCUCCAGCAGGGGGCGCUGUCACACAGAAUAAAGCACAAACACACACUGACGGCAGCUUGAUGCUUCUAAUGUAGCUGCAGAAUAACUUUAGAUCAAACAGACAAUCCAGUCAGAGACAUCAGCAGUUCAUCAGUGUAGAAGAAGAACCAGCUUCCAUUCAGAUUAUUGAUCAGGGCUGCACAGUUAGGACUAAAAUGGCACUGAUGCCUCUAAUAAAUCAUCAUUCUGUGUGAAUUAUCAAAGAUGAAAUAAGGAACAGUGAUUCAUUGUGCAGCCCUACAUAUAAACUACAUGAAGUGUCCUCCUCUUGAGGCCAGUGUGAGCUCUGCUGCCUUCCUGUUAUUUAGUCAGAUGAAGCAUCACUGAGAUGAGCUGGAGCCACUCUGAACUUCUGCCAUCUUCUUUUUACAGUCACUGACUGAGCUGCACUGACAACACUGAGCCGGCUUCUCUUCAUAGGGUGUCUUUCACUCUUUCCCCACUCCCUCUGUUUCCAACCUUGUUCCAUCAUUUCUCUGCAGUUGGCUCUUUCUACUUUCCCUUUGUCUCUUUUUGUCACUUUGGGUUUCUUCUGUAUAAUAAUAUUAAUCCUCUAGUUCUCUGAUUCUUCUGAUUAUUGCUCUGUUCUCUUCCGUGCUUCACGUGUUUCUCUAACUUCAAGAAAAUGUGUUAAGGUGUUAUCAAUAAAAUGACAGUUUAAAUAGAAA
Messenger RNA from Oreochromis niloticus (Nile tilapia), 6943 nucleotides. It is a transcript of the gene camk2b1, whose product is annotated as calcium/calmodulin-dependent protein kinase (CaM kinase) II beta 1. Gene Ontology annotation, molecular function: calcium/calmodulin-dependent protein kinase activity; ATP binding; calmodulin binding. The coding region runs from base 247 to 2010 and encodes 587 amino acids. Gene Ontology annotation, biological process: protein phosphorylation. NCBI's taxonomy places the organism in Eukaryota, Metazoa, Chordata, Actinopteri, Cichliformes, Cichlidae. The record is from RefSeq and is a predicted model, not a curated record. The transcript is spliced from 23 exons.